AUGUCGAAAAAGGAGAAAUUCACAAUAGAGGAACUCUAUAAAUUAGGUAAUGGAGACGAACACCUUUGUACGUAUGACUUCUCCGAAAUUCCUGCUAAAUAUUACAAGAAAUUCUUCUGGCCGUUAUCUAAUCUUGUCUAUAAAAAGGUUGAUGAGCUUCGUUUUAAUUGCAAUCUUGCUAUGCAAGAAGAAUCAUCAUUAAAUAAGAACAGACACAAUCAGAGAAUCAUAGAACAAUCGAUUUAUCAUCAAAGACCCAACUACUUAAACUACUUAUGCGUCAUCUUAAAAGAAGUUUUACCAAAAGCUAAGCGUAUUAAAAGAAUACGUCUCAGUGAUAUGAAUAUUCCUUCAGAAAACUUAUCAGAACUUUUUGAUGCACUUGAAACGAACAAUUCUCCGCUCGAAUUACUCUCAUUCCAAAACAUUAAGAUUGAAACUGAUAAAUUCAAUAACAAUAUUAAGAAACUUGACCCAUAUAAUUUUGCAGCAGUUGAAUUCAUUAACUGCGGCCUGACAAACGACAACUUAGCUGCAAUUCGCAAAUUCAUUACUCGCCCACCCAAAGACCCUGAAAAUUGGAGUGCUGAGCGUGCAUUACACACAUUAGAUUUAUCACAAAACAACAUUACAGAUGAAGAGCGCAAAAAGCUUCAGAAACUCAUAGAAGAAGAGCGUGCUAAAUGGCUUGCUUAUCAGAAGGCAAAAGCAGAUGAAAUUAAGAGGUUGGAAGAAGAACGUCUAGCAGCGAUCGAAGCAGAAAAAGAAAGACAAAGAAGAGCCAAAGAAAGAGCCGAACAACGUGCCCGUGAAAAAGCCGAAAGAGAAGCAAGAGAAAAGGCCGAAAGAGAAGCCAAAGAAAAAGCAGAACGCGAGGCCAAAGAAAAAGCUGAGAGAGAAGAAAGAGAAAGAAAAGAAAGAGAAGAGAAGGAGAAAGCAGAAAGAGAGGCAAAACGUAAAGCAGAGAAAGAAGCGAAAGAAAAGGCAGAAAGAGAGAAGAAGGAGAGAGAAGAAAGAGAAAGAAAAGAAAGGGAAGCCAAAGAAAAAGCAGAAAGAGAACGUAAAGAAAGAGAAGAGAAGGAAAGAAAAGAAAGAGAACGUAAAGAAAAAGAAGAAAGAGAGAAGAGAGAAAGAGAAGAGAAGGAAAGAAAAGAAAGAGAACGUAAAGAAAAAGAAGAAAGAGAGAAGAGAGAAAGAGAAGAGAAGGAAAGAAAAGAAAGAGAAAAACGUGAAAAAGAAGAGAGGGAGAGAAAAGAAGAGGAAAGGAAGGAAAGAGAAGAAAGAGAACGAAAAGAAAAAGAAGCCAAAGAAAAAGCAGAAAGAGAACGUAAAGAAAGAGAAGAAAAAGAAAGACAAGAAAAAGAAAGACAAGAAAGAGAAAGGAAAGAAAAGGAAGAGAAAGAGCGAAAAGAGAGGGAAGAAAAAGCAAAGGCCGAAAGAGAGAAGAAAGAAAAAGAAGAAAGAGAAAGAAAAGAACGCGAAGAAAGAGAACGUAAGGAAAGAGAAGAGAAAGAAAGAAAAGAAAAGGAAGAAAGAGAAAAACGUGAAAGAGAAGCCAAAGAAAAGGCUGAAAAAGAACGUAAAGAAAGAGAAGAAAGAGAACGUAAGGAAAAGGAGGAAAAAGAGAAGAGAGAGAAAGAAGAAAGAGAACGAAAAGAAAAAGAAGCCAAAGAAAAAGCAGAAAAAGAACGUAAAGAGAAGGAAGAAAGAGAAAGAAAAGAACGUGAAGAAAGAAAAGAAAAGGAAGAAAGAAAAGAACGUGAAGAAAGAAAAGAAAAGGAAGAAAGAAAAGAAAAGGAAGAAAGAAAAGAAAAAGAAGAGAAAGAAAAACGUGAAAGAGAAGCCAAAGAAAAAGCAGAAAGAGAACGUAAAGAAAGAGAAGAAAGAGAACGUAAGGAAAAGGAGGAAAAAGAGAAGAGAGAGAAAGAAGAAAGAGAACGAAAAGAAAAAGAAGCCAAAGAAAAAGCAGAAAAAGAACGUAAAGAGAAGGAAGAAAGAGAAAGAAAAGAACGUGAAGAAAGAAAAGAAAAGGAAGAAAGAAAAGAAAAGGAAGAAAGAAAAGAAAAAGAAGAGAAAGAAAAACGUGAAAGAGAAGCCAAAGAAAAAGCAGAAAGAGAACGUAAAGAACGUGAAGAAAAAGAAAGAAAGGAAAGAGAAGAAAGAGAAAGAAAAGAACGUGAAGAAAAGGAAAGAAAGGAGAGGGAAGAAAGAGAAAGAUUGGAAAGAGAAAAAGCAGAUAAAGAAGCUGAAAGACUAAGAAGGAAGAGAGAAGCUAGAGAAAAAAGAAGAGAACUCGCAAGAAGAGCAAAAGAACUCGGUGAUGAAGAAGAUGAAAGAUUUGCAGCUGAACUCAAAGACCGUCUGAAGAAAGACGCGAAAAGAGUUAAGAGAGAAACAGAAAUCGUAGAAUUAGAACCAGUCUUAGAACCUCCUACAAGUGAUGGAAACUAUUGUGACAUCGAAAUUAUUCAAUACGUUGAUGUCUACGAGUAUACUGAUUCAUCAGAAAAUGAAUACGAUUUGGGUGAAGAUUUGAAGAAAGAUAACAAGCCAAAGGUUCUUUUCGAUGCAGCAGCAAUCAAGAAAUCCCCUUCUUCAUCUGAUUAUUCUUAUGAAUAUUCAGAUAACCAGAAAAAUGAGAAAGAAGAAGAAAAAAGUGAAGAAAAAGCAAAAAGUGAUGAAAUUGCGAAAAGUGACAGCAGUGAAUCAAAAAGUGACAUUGAUGAAUCAAAAAGUGACAACAAAGAAGUUAAAAGCGACAAUGAAGAAAUGAAGAGUGAUUUAGAUAUCAACGAAGAAGUUGAGACUAAUUCUGGAAGCUAUAGUCAGCCAAAAGUUGAAGAAAACAAUAGUGCAGAUUAUUCGAUUGGCCAAGGCGAAGAAAACAAUAAUUCUUCUGGAUACAACAUUGAUAAUGAUAGCGCUGCAAUCGGAGAGAUCGAUAAUAAAAGUGGAAGUCUGAAUAUGGGCGACAAAAAUAAUUCUGUUUCAUAUGAAUUGAGCAAUGAAGAUGAAUCAGAAAAGAAGUCAAAUUCUGGUUCUAACUCCGACAGCGAUUCAUUACAACUUACUUCUGGUUCGGCAUCUCAUCAGCUUUCAAGAUCAUCAUCAUCUGAUGAUGACAAUGAUGCACUAAUUGAUUCAGGAGAUGGUGUUUCAGCAUAA
This is a messenger RNA of Trichomonas vaginalis G3, 3165 nucleotides long. RefSeq names its product ribonuclease inhibitor domain-containing protein. NCBI's taxonomy places the organism in Eukaryota, Parabasalia, Trichomonadida, Trichomonadidae. The record is from RefSeq and is a predicted model, not a curated record. The transcript has a single exon. Bases 1 to 3165 code for a protein of 1054 amino acids.